Clonostachys rhizophaga is the source of this 900-nucleotide messenger RNA. The record is from the annotation of a GenBank genome assembly. Lineage: Eukaryota; Fungi; Ascomycota; Sordariomycetes; Hypocreales; Bionectriaceae.
AUGUCUUGGCUCACAUCCUUAACGGGCGUGUUAGCGCCCGUGUUCCUGGUGCUGUCGCCAAUCCUGUCCUACGGUGACCAAGCGUACUCGAUGCAUCGCAAGCGGACCAGCGCGGGCUUUUCCCUCGACAUUCCAUUGAUCAUGCUGGUCGCCUCCUUUCUCAGGAUUUGCUAUUGGCCUGGUGCCCGCUUCGAUACGAGCCUCUUGUUGCAGUCGAUACUUAUGGUCGCUGUUCAGGCCACUCUGCUGAAGAUCGCGCUCGACCAUAGGCCACCACCUUCAUCCAAGGGAGGAGAGGCAGCUUUGCCAUUCGCGGGAGCCGGCAAAGACAGCAUCCUAGACUUUGAGCGCCCAUUUAACUUUUGGAAAUGGCGUUCCCCGAAGCCAUAUUGGAAGUUUUUGGCUUGGUUUGCAGCUGGACUUCUCGCCUGCGAAAUGCUUCUGAAACCAGCGCCUCAACUUUACAAUUUAUACUCUUCCACGAUCGGUGUCAUGGGUCUUUCAAUCGAAGCGACGCUGCCGAUUCCUCAGAUUCUGGCGAAUGCGCAGUCAAGGUCCUGCAAGGGGUUCCGCGUCUCAGUCUUGGCUAGCUGGAUUCUGGGUGACACGAUGAAGCUGUUUUGGUUCUUCACCACAACUACCGAGAUUCCCCCGGUGUUCAAAAUCUGUGGCAUGUUCCAGGCCGCAUGUGAUGCUUUCCUCGGCGUCCAAUAUCUGAUGUACGGUGAAGGCGAACAGGAAGUUAAGGAGCAUCCGAUGGUGGAUGCAUCGUGGAAGAGCCCGAGCAUGGAUCGCUCUUACAUUCAAAGCCAACACAGCUCGUCUCGAAGUUCAACCCCUACAAGGCCCAGGCGAUCGACCGUGACGAUCGUGGAUGUUAAAGAGAAGGAAUUACAAUAG